AUCCCAGCGUGUCCCGCGGCCACAGCAUCUUCCAGUUCCGCGGGGCGGAAGGUAUCUCGGAACUACAACUCCCGGCGUGCCUCGCGGUCGCCACCGCUUCCCGUUCAGGCGAGAUGGAGGCGGCGGCGGGCGACGGGCGGUUCACGGCCGCGGUGUACGGGAUGAUCGGCAGCGGGCGCUUCGCCGAGGCGGUGUCGCUGCUGAGCCGCGAGCUGCAGAAGAGCUGCCGCUCCCGGGGCGGGCUGUCCCUGCUGGGCUACUGCCACUACCAGCUGCAGGAGUUCACGGCGGCGGCCGAGUGCUACGAGCAGCUGCUGGCGCUGCCCUCCGCCCCUGACGCCUACCGGCUGUACCAGGCGCAGGCGCUCUACAAGGCCGGGCUCUACAACGAGGCCCUGCGGGCCGCCAGCCCGCUCCUCGACCUGCCCGCCUUCCAGGACCGCGCCCUGCGCCUCCAGGCUGCCGUCCACUACGCCCAGGGCGACCUCCCGGCCGCCAAGAGCCUAGUGGAGGAGGCGCUGGCCGCCCCCGCCGACGGCGGCCCCGCAGCAGCCAGGGACCCCUCAGAGCGGGCCGAGGCCGAGAUCAACCUGGGCUGCCUGCUCUACCGGCAGGGCCGGCAUGAAGAGGCCAGCAGCAAGUUUGCCAGCGCCAUGCAGGUGUUGGGGUACUGCCCCGUGCUGUCCUACAACAUGGCACUGUGCUGCUACGCGGCCAAGCAGUACGCCCCUGCCCUCAAGCAUGUCUCCGAUAUCAUAGAGCGUGGCAUCCACCAGCACCCUGAGCUCCGUGUGGGCAUGACCACUGACGGCAUCGAUGUCCGCAGCGUAGGCAACACUCUGCUCCUGCACCGCACGGCCCUGGUCGAGGCCUUCAACCUCAAGGCAGCCAUUGAGUACCAGUUGCGCAACCUGAAAGCAGCUCAGGAGGCGCUCACGGGUAUGCCACCCAGGGCCGAAGAGGAGUUGGAUCCAGUCACGCUGCACAACCAAGCGUUAAUGAACAUGGACAGCCAGCCCACUGAAGGGUUUGAGAAGUUGCAGUUUCUUCUGCUGCAGAACCCCUGUCCGCCAGAAACUUUCGGAAACUUGCUGCUCCUCUAUUGCAAGUAUCAGUACUAUGACCUGGCAGCUGAUGUGCUGGCAGAGAAUGCCCAUCUGACCUACAAGCUGCUUACACCUUACCUGUACAACUUCUUGGAUGCCAUUAUUACUUGUCAAACUGCCCCUGAGGAGGCUUUCCACAAGCUGGACGAUUUAGCAGGGACACUGGCUGAGCAGCUGAGGAAACUCAUGAAGCAGAUACAAGAAGCUAGGCAAAAUUGGGACGAAGAAGGUGUAAAAAAGGCAGCUAAUGAGUGUGAUGAGACUCUGGAUAAAUAUGUACCUGUUUUGAUGGCCCAGGCAAAGAUCUAUUGGGACAUGAAGAACUACACAAUGGUAGAAAAGAUUUUACGCAAAUCAGUGGACUUGUGUAACGAACACGAAGUGUGGAAGCUCAAUGUGGCUCAUGUGCUUUUCAUGCAGGAGAACAAGUUUAAAGAGGCUAUUAGCUUCUAUGAGGCAAUAGUUAAAAAGCACUAUGACAACAUUCUCCAUGUCAGUGCCAUUGUGUUAGCAAACCUCUGCGUUUCCUACGUCCUGACAAGCCAGAAUGAAGAUGCAGAGGAACUGAUGAGGAAGAUUGAGAAGGAAGAAGAGCAGCUAUCCUGUGAUAAUCCUGAUAAAAAUAUCUACCAUCUUUGCAUUGUCAAUCUAGUCAUUGGUACCCUCUACUGCGUGAAGGGAAACUAUGAGUUUGGUAUUUCAAGGGUCAUAAAAAGCCUGGAGCCAUAUAACAAAAAACUGAGCACUGAUACAUGGUAUUACGCCAAGCGAUGUUUCCUGUCCUUGCUGGAGAACAUGUCCAAGCACAUGAUCGUGCUAUGUGACAGUGUUAUUCAAGAGUGCAUUCAGUUUCUGAAGCAAUGUGAACUGUAUGGAAGAAACAUCCCAGCUGUCAUUGAGCAACCUCUUGAAGAGAAAAGGAUGCACAGUGGGAAAAACACAGUUACCUACGAAGCCAGGAUUUUGAGGGCACUGAUGCAUAGGAUCAUUGGAUGGACUGCAUAAACCGUGUUCCCACACAGUAGAAAUGAGAAUUUUCUGUCUAUUCUUUUCGUACACUGGUGAGCUGAUGCUCGCCCUGGCAGUCAGUAGUGGUAUCGGUCUUUCCCGACUGCUUGCCUUUAAAGGUUUUUGUCCUGUGUUUUAGCAACGUUCAGUGGAAAAUAAAAUAUGCACCAAAUAACUAGGGGCAUUCACAGUAAUCAUCUGUCACGUUAAAUGUGCUUUAAGAUAUGUUGACCAAGUUCUUCAUUGCAGAAAUAUCAUAGUUUUCACCUAUAAAUUUUAUCAUUCUGAAAUUUCGAUCAAGUUUCUUUUCAUUGGGUGACAGUUGAAAAUAAUCUGUUAUCCAUCACUUCUAGCACAUAAAUUGAAGAAACAGAAUUGUUUUAAUUCUCUCAUUUGUGUCUGUGUGUGAGUUGUUUCUUCUGCUUUUUCCAAGGUGUCUGUAAUGUGUUACAGAGGAUGUUGAUUCAAACACAAAAAAUAGCUUUAUAAUAAAAAAGCAGUCUUAGAAA
Messenger RNA from Cuculus canorus (common cuckoo), 2623 nucleotides. RefSeq names its product intraflagellar transport 70B (gene IFT70B). The record is from RefSeq and is a predicted model, not a curated record. Gene Ontology annotation, cellular component: axonemal microtubule; intraciliary transport particle B. The transcript has a single exon. Bases 114 to 2111 code for a protein of 665 amino acids. Gene Ontology annotation, biological process: intraciliary transport. Lineage: Eukaryota; Metazoa; Chordata; Aves; Cuculiformes; Cuculidae. Gene Ontology annotation, molecular function: intraciliary transport particle B binding; protein binding.